AUGCCGGGCACUUGCGAGGUUUGCGCCUCCGAACCGUCCAAGUACCGAUGUCCCACCUGCGGACUGAUGAGCUGCUCAUUAGCAUGCACCCAGUCCCAUAAAAUCUACUGUGCGCCCAAACCGCAGCCACCGAAACCGUCCGACGAAACGAGCAGCACUCCAGCUCCAAAUGAGACCGACGGUCAUGGAGCGGACGAAUGUGCACAACAGCAACCACGCCAUGACCUCAGCCCAGCGGCGCUUGGCUCUUCGCCUCAGCUCCGAGAGCUGCUAGAGCAGAACCCUUCCCUUCGCGACCAACUGCGCGAUAUCUACAGGGCGACUCUCGAGGAGGAAUGGGUGGAGACGCAGAGUCAGAGUCAUCGCGGGCGAACGAGGGGAUUUGGUAGAGGUCGAGGGGGGCAUCGGAAUUGGGGACCGUACACUCGCGAGAAGGGGUUCAACCGGGGUCUAGGGAAGGUCAGGAAAUUACGGGAACGGUGCGAAGAGGGAUUGGAAACGGGAAAGACGGCUGAAGGGUUUAUGCGGUUCAUGGCUUUGGUGAACCAGGAGACUAUGGGACUACCGUCGUCGUGA
This is a messenger RNA of Aspergillus terreus NIH2624, 576 nucleotides long. Its product is annotated as zinc finger HIT domain-containing protein. Lineage: Eukaryota; Fungi; Ascomycota; Eurotiomycetes; Eurotiales; Aspergillaceae. The record is from RefSeq and is a predicted model, not a curated record. The transcript is spliced from 2 exons. The coding region runs from base 1 to 576 and encodes 191 amino acids.